Copidosoma floridanum is the source of this 1023-nucleotide messenger RNA. Its product is annotated as protein unc-80 homolog. The record is from RefSeq and is a predicted model, not a curated record. NCBI's taxonomy places the organism in Eukaryota, Metazoa, Arthropoda, Insecta, Hymenoptera, Encyrtidae.
AUGGGAGGCCUCACAAUACUGGGAGAAGGGAAAGAUUUUCAAAAUUUAAGCCCUCAAGAAUCUACCCUGCUUUAUAUACUUCACUGGAUAAUUCUUGAUUCUUCCGAAGAAUGCGUGAGCCAAGAAGAAGUCGAAGAUGACCCAUUUUAUCAUCUGUUCUCAAUAUCAACUAUAACGCUCUUCGUAUACUUAUUUAUUCCCUUGUGCAACAAGCUGAAAGACAUUAAUUUUGAAAGUUCUCUCCGCUUAGAAAAUGGUCAGAAAAUAUGGUAUCCUAUUUAUAAAUGCUGUCAUCCACAAGUUGAAUGUUUUACUGCUUCAUGUCAACCAAAACCGAAGUCUUAUUCAAGAGCUGUGGAUACAAUUCGAAAUUAUCAAAAUACCUCUUACAAUGGGUUUGAUAGCAGCAAAGCUAGUCUGAUGAGUCAUCAAAUAAUGACUGCUUCAAUUGGCCAAAGCAUAUUACCAAUAAACAAUGUUAAAGAUGAAAAUGCCAGCGAAGCCAUAUCUUGGGUAUCAUCACCUAAAGAUAAGGUGUUUCCAGAAACUAUACCAGAAGAAAGUUCCAGUAAUGAAGAUGAACAUGUGGUAAUAUUCACAUUGCCUUCACAUAAUGAAUCUCAGAUAUUACUUGAUGGUAUAAAACAAGUUUCAACUAUUUUUGCGGGAGAUGCAAGUAUUUUUCACGUAGCCAUGGAGCAAGGUAGCUGCUCAAUUAUACCAACUCUAACUGCAGAACGAGUUAAUACGAAUGGUGACUUUAAUACGUACAAAAUGAUUGACGCAAGUGAUGGAUUUCAAAAUACUAAGCAGCCAACAACUAAGCUCUGGAAUCAGAAUAGUGCCAAUGUAGAUUUUGAUGUGCGUGCAGCUUCAUUUUUAGAUGUGGCUGUUUUGAGAUGUCUUUUUUUCUCCCAAUGGCAAGAAGAAGGCAUUUAUUGGUCUUUACAGUUUUUAUAUGAACGCGACGUUAUGAGAAUAAUAGUAAAAACUUACCAUGCCAAAUUUCAAGGACUUUGUUAA